Messenger RNA from Heterobasidion irregulare TC 32-1, 687 nucleotides. RefSeq lists its product as uncharacterized. The record is from RefSeq and is a predicted model, not a curated record. NCBI's taxonomy places the organism in Eukaryota, Fungi, Basidiomycota, Agaricomycetes, Russulales, Bondarzewiaceae. Gene Ontology annotation, cellular component: nucleus. The coding region runs from base 19 to 687 and encodes 222 amino acids. The transcript has 3 exons.
UCUCUAUAUAUCACAAAAAUGACAUCUUCUACAAGUGAGAGUUCUUCCACCAAAGCAAAGGCAAAACCAGCAAAAAAGGAGAAGAUAUUUCACCCACAAUCUCGCAAAGCUGGCCAGCUUGCUCGUACCCAGCUCCGGCAGAGCAAACUUGCUGGUCAGGCAUCAAAAAGAUCAAAAAAACAUUCAUCAAAAGUCAACUUUUACGGAUUCUUCUAUCACGCUCUGCCAGAAGAGGGGGAGUUGACCCUGGGGGAGUUGCACUCGAUCGUUGCCGUAUGGCUCGCUCGACAUGAUGCAGAUCUGGAUGAAGAGAGAUCCAUCAGGCGGAAGGGUCGACCGAAGAGUGUGAAGGAGCAGAAAUUAGAAGAAAUGAAGUUACAGGAGAUAAAUGAGUAUCGGACCGGCAUGGAUGUACCCGAUCUCACACAUCCCGCCAAUGUUUCUCUCUUCCGCAAGUGGGAUCAAAUCGAGGUCGCAUAUGUACAAAUGCUACGUUUCAUCCGAAUAACCAGUGCCAAACCCGAGGUUUCCGUGCUUUCGCGCGUCGGAACACACUUCACGCUACAGCUCGACACAAAUCCCACUUCUUCUGAACCUCAGGCCAUGAAUGUCGCCGAGGCACCGCUCUCCACAGAACCUCCUUCGCGGUUUGCCAGCACAAUCAUGGCUAUGGAUGGGAUAAUGUGA